AUGUCCGCGAUGAGGAGAUACUGGCCUUUUGCCGUGGUGGACGUUGCUAUGAGUCCCGUGUAUACACCAGAAGUGAACUCGUAUCCACAGGAAACCAUCCCAUCAGAACCUGUCGGUGGAUCAUCAGCAGCACCAGCGGAUCCGAAUGAUGGAGUCAUUUUCACAACGACAGCCCGCGGCCAGAACAAGAACUAUACACCGGAUGUAUCAGCACCUGCAGAACAGACGGUGACAAAGAUCCUACCCACAGAGCCAUGGCCGUCAGCCAGCGAGUUGACAGCAUACUCAGCACCAGCCGAGGCUGCCGCUGCCGAAAUCAAGACACCGACAUGGGAAGCACCAACAACUACCUCACCAGAUGCAACGAGUCCAGAUUCUGUAUCGCCAUUGCAGUCACCAUUAUCGCCAGUAUCCUCAACACCAAUUUCACACUCAGCAGCGGGUUCGGUCUCGUUCGUCUCAACCGCAUCCUCGGCCUCGGUCUCAACCUCAACGUCAACCACAGCCCCAGGCGCAGCCGCACUGACAGCAACAUCAACCAACGAGUCGAUAGUCUCGUCCGGCGGCACCUCAAAAACAACAAAAAUAGCUAUAGCAGUCCCAGUCUCCAUAAUUGGCACAGCCCUUCUUCUCGCCCUGUGCUUCUUCCUUGCCCGCCGACGACGCUGCCAAAGAGAACGCAACGCCCUACCACCCUCAUAUGAUAUCGCAACACAGCAAACAACCGCCACGUCAACACAAGAACUAAUGAUGGCCCAGAAAUCUGCGACCCCAGAGCCAUCGGCUUCAGUACCCACACCGACAAUGGCAGUGCCCACGCCGCGCAUCCCGCUUAUCAGCGUGUCACCAUCGACAGAGGACGGGGGUCGAACGCCGAGUCCCGGCCCUAGUACUGGGUCAACGUCCGUACACCGCAUGUCGGCCCAAGGGCCUCGAGGUUCUGAGCCGGAGCUUGGGAUUGCGGUUGCUGUUCCAAUGGAUCGGAGGUGGAGUGCUACGGAGGAGAUGAUGGGUCGUGUCGGGUCUGUUCGGUCGUCGCGGGGUCCGUCACGGUUGGCGAGGAUGCCGUUUGAGGAUUUUGAGGACGAUGAGGUUGGGAUCGGGAUUGGUAUCGCGGUUGGCGGAGAUGAUGAUGCUGUUUCUGAGGUGUCGGAUGAUGGGAGGAGGGAAAGGGAGAGAGACUUUGAUGAGGUUUCGGUGGUAUCGUCUUUCGAUGGUGUUUCGCCGAUUGGACAGCAGGAGAGGAGCCAGUUUCGGUGA
Molecule: messenger RNA, 1260 nt
Organism: Penicillium bovifimosum
Lineage: Eukaryota; Fungi; Ascomycota; Eurotiomycetes; Eurotiales; Aspergillaceae
Exons: 1
Coding region: 1-1260 (419 amino acids)
Source: RefSeq, a predicted model, not a curated record